CUUGAUUUCUUCAUUGUUGUAUUUUGCUUUCUAGCAAUUGUUUGGCAUCUAAUUUGUGGACCCCAGUUGUUCACCAUUUUGGUAGAAAAUCUACCAGAGGAUCACUCAGUUGGGAAUCUUCAGAGAAUAUUUGGUGCAGUUGGACAGUAUGCUUUCUCUUUGUGAUAUGAUCCUUUUCUUCUCUGCAUUGUUGUCUGUAAAGCUCUGUUUCCUUCACAAAAUGAUUCCGGAGUUCUCUCCAAAAUUUCAGCAUAAAGAAUAUAUGCAUACACAAUCCACAUGCUAUGGAAGAGUCCAAGAAAAGGUCACAAGACAGAGGUCUUGAUCAGUAGUAAGUUACAUGCUCUGGUGGAGUAUGAGACUCUGGAUGCUGCGGGUUAAGCUUCUUAAGCAAAUGAGAAGGCAAGCUUGGAGGGGAUCUGAUCCUGAGAAGAAUGGCAAUGGCAGAUCAUCUGCUCAUGUAAGGGAUGAGGAGAAGAAUGACUUAAGUGAGCAUCAUGAUGAUAUGCCUGAUGAGGAGGAUGGUGACCAUAUUCCCAAGGAUAAAAAUGGGCAUCGAGGUAAAAGCCAAGGACGAGGAAGGAGACAGAAACAUCGUAGUAUUAAUGGGCAUGGUAUCUAGAUUAUUUCCUGCGUUGUUUCUGUUUAUUUAUUCUCUCACCUUUCAUUUUUCUGUUAAAAAUUCACAACAUUAGUAUUUUCUUUCUCAUUCCCCCCAGGCCAUGAAACUACAUCCUCUGUUGAAGGCAUUGAACCCUCAAAACCAACUCCAGGUCCCAAAAUGCCUGAUGGAACUCGGGGAUUUACAAUGGGACGUGGCCGACUACCUGUUUCCAACCAAAGUUAGAUGCUUAAUGUUUGUGCAUUGAAUGCAAUUAUGUUCUAUGUGCUUUUUAUUCUUUUUUUUUUGGUAAAAUAUGUGCUUUUUAUUCUACAAUGUAUAUAGGUGGGAAUUGGAACGGGCUUAAACACAUGUCCUGAAGUGCCAAAUUUGUUCAUUAACUGGCAUUAAAGUUGAAGUUAUGCUGCCACAUUCCUUUGAAUGCCUACAGAUUAAAUUGUGUUGGAAAUU
This is a messenger RNA of Rubroshorea leprosula, 1072 nucleotides long. NCBI's taxonomy places the organism in Eukaryota, Viridiplantae, Streptophyta, Magnoliopsida, Malvales, Dipterocarpaceae. The record is from the annotation of a GenBank genome assembly.